AUGUCUUCUCUGCCUUCCAACGUGCACGUAGCUCAACAUCCCUGUGUACGAGCAAAGAUAUCACAGCUCCGAUCGCAGCAGACUGGAGCUCGUGAUGCUAAGCGUCUUAUACAUGAGAUCUCCUCUAUGCUGGGCUACGAAGCUCUUGGAUCCGCCCUGAAGCCUACUCACCAAGGCACGGAUCAAUCUCCGUUAGGCUACGACUUCCCCAUUGAAACAAUCUCACCCUAUCAUGUCUCCCUCGUACCUAUCCUACGCUCUGGCCUGUCAAUGGUAGACGCUCUACUUGCCGUCCUACCAGACCCAGUUCCUGUCUUCCACCUAGGCAUGUACCGUGAAAAGACAACCCUUCAGCCUGUCGAAUACUACAACAACCUCCCUUACCAUUCAGCUACAACCACCUCGCAGCAGACCACACCGUCCGACAUCGCCAUCCUGCUCGACCCUAUAAUCGCUACUGGUGCCACAGCCAGUGCUGCCAUAGAUACAUUGAAAGACUGGGGCGUCAAGCAUAUAGUCAUCUGCAGCGUACUGGCCAGCCACGAGGGCUUGGAAAAGGUCAGCCGCGUCUGGGAAGAGGGUGUACAAAUCUGGGUAGGCGCAGUAGACCCCGGUACUGAUGCUAAGGGUAUGAUCAAGCCUGGCCUGGGAGAUGUCGGUGAUAGACUGUUCCUCACCAUUGGCAAAUAA
Molecule: messenger RNA, 690 nt
Organism: Aureobasidium subglaciale EXF-2481
Lineage: Eukaryota; Fungi; Ascomycota; Dothideomycetes; Dothideales; Saccotheciaceae
Exons: 3
Coding region: 1-690 (229 amino acids)
Source: RefSeq, a predicted model, not a curated record